AUGGAAUCCAUGAUAAUACCAUAUAAGAAAAGAAUACUUAAAGCCACAACAUUAUUAUUAAUUUGCACUUUCAUUCUUAUUCUGGAUAUGUUUUUCAAAGAACCCUUAUAAGCAUUUGAAGUUUAAGCACUUAUAUCAAUAUAAAAUGGAAUGGGUAUUAAUGGUCAUAUAAUUGAAUCUAUACCUUUUUUCUUACUUGCAAAUAUCUAAGAAUAAUAUGUAUUUUUAUUGAUUACAAUGCAUGUAUUAAGUACCAUCUAUUUUUUACAUGAUCGCUUUAUUGCUAUAAAAUGUAUGUUUAUUCUAUAUUUUGGAUGGUACUUUUUAAUGCUUUUACAAAUGAUUUAUAAUUUGCCAUAACCUUUUUGGGUUGAUUCUGAUAUUGAUACAUAUUUUUGUGAUUAAAAAUAUGGUGGCCCUGGAGAUUCAAUCUACUUACCUGCACUUUUUAUAUUUACAUUACUCUAUUAUAAUCAAUGUUAACUUAAAGCAUACAUAAUAGCUUCAGUUUCUAUUUUAUUCUAUUGUUUUGCUGUUUAUAUUUCAGCUUAAGUUUUUUUGAUGGAUCUAGUUCUAGGUUUUGUUUAUUUUAUGCUUUUUUAUGCUUUUGUAAUAAAUUAUGAUAAAAAAAUAACAACAUUUAUAAAAUCAAAAGACAAUGAUAAACUUUUUGGAAUGAAAGUAUUAGGAGUAGUGUCUUUUUUAUUUAUUAUAGCACUUAUAUACUAUACAUUAAAAGAUUAUAAUGAUAAUAUUGAUUGGAUUACAAAUUAUUUUACUUGUUAUAUGAGAUAAUUCACUGUUGGAGAUUGUAAAUUAAAAUAUAUAUUUAGAUUAACAUUAUAGAUUUAAUACAAUUUUAGGAUUGGAACCUACAUUUUGUUAAAUAACAAUUCUUAUUUGUUUAGUAGUUAUGGGUUUCAUUUAAUUGCCAAAAAACAAAGCUAAUUAAAAAUAAUUUAUUAUUAUAUAAUUAGCAUUUAUUCCAGGAUGGUUAAUUAUGUUUUUAUAAGGUUUUGUUACUGAAAUUGAUAUAUUACAUAGAAUGGGAUUGAGUCAAUUAAUAAUAGAAUCUUUUAUAUUUGGAUUGAUGCAUUGGUGGAUAUUUGGAUUUAUUGGAAGAAAGGCAACAAAUUCAAUUGUUACUGAUGAAUAUAUGUUAUUAGAGUGA
Molecule: messenger RNA, 1171 nt
Organism: Paramecium primaurelia
Lineage: Eukaryota; Ciliophora; Oligohymenophorea; Peniculida; Parameciidae
Source: the annotation of a GenBank genome assembly